CUCUGCUUGUAUAAUGCACGGCAUUGUGCUGGUAUGUAAUUACUGUGACAAGCAUUGGCAGCGUGGUGCGGUGAGAAUCUAUCAACCUAUUGUGGAUAUUGAAGUUCAGAACAUGGCUGUGUAAUACUAAGACCAACUUGAAGCAACAAUACCAACCCGUGGUUUAACAGACUGACCUGGUACCAUGCUGAGGAAUAUUUUCAAGGGUCGGUUUAAGAGAAAGCACAACGAGGCCACCCCUCUGAAAACCUUGGAGUUGCCCCACCCCUCCUACGACAACAAUAAAGAAAGAGGAACCGUCCACUUGAAGAGGGAGGUUGGCCUAGUGCGAGGGGUGUCUCUGAUCGUAGGGGCGAUGAUUGGAUCAGGGAUCUUCAUCUCACCCAAAGGAGUCCUCGUCGGAGCUCACAGUGUGGGAAUGAGUCUGAUUAUCUGGGUCGUCUGCGGCGUCGUAUCAAUUUUGGCGGCAAUGUGCUACGCCGAGUUAGGCACAUUCGUCCCUAAAUCCGGCGGUACUUACCAAUACGUCUUACUCGCCUAUGGUGAUCUAGCUGGCUUCGUGGUUUCUUGGUUCCUCGUUAUCCUAAGUCCGAGUUCUACCGCCCUAGCUGCCUUGACACUUGGUACCUAUAUAUCUGAUUACGUCAUCGCAGGAGACUGCCCUUCCAGGGAAGCAGUCCAGCUCUUUGCGAUACUGACUACAUUGCUCAUGUUAUUUAUCAACUGUAUCAGUGUUCGUUACGCAAGUGGACUGGCUGUGGUCUUCUCCAGUGGAAAGGUCAUCGCCCUUGUUAUUAUCAUUGUGACAGGGAUCUUCAAAUUAUGCAAAGGUCAAACACAAUAUCUAGAUCCUUCCACAUCCUUCGCUGGCUCCAACACGCAUCUUGAGGGAUAUGGCAUUGCGCUGUAUUAUGGUUUCUACGCUUAUGGCGGUUGGGACAUUCUCAACAAUCUCUCAGAGGAAAUCGAGAAUCCCGCAAGGAAUCUACCCCUGUCCAUUUGCAUUGCUGUGCCCAGCGUAGUCGUCAUAUACUUGCUUACCAACAUCGCUUACUUCACUACACUCUCACCAGAUGAAGUAUUGGCAUCAAGUGCGGUGGCAGUGAGUUUUGCAGAGCGAACCUUGGGACCCAUGUCAUGGGUCAUUCCUGUAGGAGUAUGUAUAUCUACAGCUGGUAAUAUCCUUGGAGGUUUCCUUGCAUCUUCAAGAAUAACAUAUGCUGCUGGAAGGGAAGGUCAUAUGUUGAAGGUUCUGUCCAUGAUAAAUGUGAAGCUACUGACCCCACUACCUGCAGUUAUUCUUAAGGGCAUCUUGGUGAUUAUAUUCAUACUCCUAGGAGACUUCGAUUCCAUCAUUGUCUUUAAUGGGUUCGUGGCGUGGAUUUUCCACCUUGCUGCUUUCACGUCUCUCAUCGUGCUGCGAUUCAAGUUCCCGGAUAAACCCAGUCCAUUCAAAGCAAGUGCUCUCAUAAUUAUCGUAUCUUUAACUCAUAAUUAUAUACAUCUAAGGUUUGGUGUCAGAAAUGGGAUUUUCAAGUUAAUAUUUUUUUCAAAUGAGACAAAUGUGAUAGAGAUUUUUGACUUCCAUUUUUUGGGAAGAGAAAAAAAUGUGGGGUUGCAGAACAGAUAUUAAACCUCUACAGCUAAGCCUUCCAAUGUCAUGAACCUAAGAAUGGCUAUAUUUAUCAUCUCGGUCAUUACUUUCAAGGUCAACAUUCUGGUUUCCAUUCUUGCCACACUUGCUUCAAUCUUCAUGGUUCUGGCGCCAUUAAUUUCCGAUCCCUCCUGGGAGUACCUGUACGCCCUGGUAGUACUGGCCAUAGGUCUUGUGGUCUACCUCGUGUUCGUCUGGAAGAAAAGACAGCUACCAUUCAUGGAUCACAUGACACUGUUUCUGCAGAAGCUCCUUCUGGUCACGCCGUGCACUGAGGAUUCUAGCAUUCACGAAUAAAUGAAAACAUCAUCGGGUCAUUUAACAGAAAUUGUCAUUUUUACAAAGAAGCUUGUCAAUACUUUACAAUAUUUGCUGUAAAAUUAGCAAUGCAGACUUACGUGUUCUGUCAGUAUAAUUGUGGUUUUAACGUCAAACGUACGGAAAGAGUAAUUGUGUAUAAAUUAGUUAUCUUCAUCUGUCAUAACGGAUCGUUUCAAUUUGUGAGUUAAGGUUCAGCUUGUUAUUUUAUAUAACGCCUUGUGAAACGGUUUUUCGUGUUGUGAACAACAUUGGUACGUUAAAGAGCAUUAGGCCUACAAUGUCUUCGCAAAAGCACACUAUUGUAAUGCAUGAUGCUACUGUAUAUUUCACAUAUUUAUUUACAAUACACUUUAUUAACAAAGCAUUAUAAUUAUUUACAAGAGGUUAUAGGCCUAAUGACAACAACAGAACAUUGAAGUAUACACAAUAACUCAAAGAACGGGAGGUUAGCAUGCAAACCCUUGAGUCUCACAAGGGUACGUGGGGGCCUUCAGCACCCACGGUGCCCCCUGGCCCAAGGAUCCACCAUUGUAGACUCCGUUUGCCAGGGUCUUACGACGUACGAGUGUAACACUAUACCCUGGCUAGCAAGGAUGGGGAUACCGCACUAAAGUAAAACACCGAGGUGGUGCAGCUUGUCUAGUAAACCCUCUUCCCCGCCCCCAAAUUGCAACCAAACCCUAGUGUAUGACUGUGUUUGGGUGUGCGCCCUCUCGUGAGCACAUUCUUCCACUGUUGCUUUCAAUGACACUAUUAUUAUGAAAGCCGUCUAUUUGAUUGUAAUGUAAA
Messenger RNA from Patiria miniata (bat star), 2764 nucleotides. Its product is annotated as b(0,+)-type amino acid transporter 1-like. Bases 185 to 1633 code for a protein of 482 amino acids. Gene Ontology annotation, cellular component: membrane. The transcript has 11 exons. Gene Ontology annotation, biological process: amino acid transmembrane transport. Lineage: Eukaryota; Metazoa; Echinodermata; Asteroidea; Valvatida; Asterinidae. The record is from RefSeq and is a predicted model, not a curated record. Gene Ontology annotation, molecular function: L-amino acid transmembrane transporter activity.